CCACAUCCGACAUGUGCUUCCAGAAGCCAACCCGCGCUCUAGGCGUGCGGCGGCUGGUAACAGUCCGGCUCGAGUGAGCCGCCUCGGACUCAAACUGUGUUUACCUAUAUAAUUCCCUCCCCCGUCCUGCUCUCUCGUCUCGGAACUUUUUUUCCCACCAUUACAUUCUCGCCGACCUCCCACCAUCACUCCAUCGUUGUUUCUCCGCUGUCCAAGCAGACCGGCCCACGCAACCUCCUUCAAGAUGCCUACUUCCCACCACGAGGUGCUCAAGAGCACCAUCGAGAACAAGGGCCUCAAGUUCCACAUCAAGACCGGCAACGCCAAGUGGGAAUGCACCGUGCUUGACCGCGCGACGCACGAGAAGCGCAAGGCCGAGCGGGCCGAAAAGUCCACGUCGACCUCGUCGACUGAGAACGCUUCGUCCACCGCGUCGUCCUCAUCCAACUCGAGCACCAAGUCCCAUUGAACGUAGCUCACAUGACG
Thermothielavioides terrestris NRRL 8126 is the source of this 486-nucleotide messenger RNA. RefSeq lists its product as uncharacterized. The record is from RefSeq and is a predicted model, not a curated record. Lineage: Eukaryota; Fungi; Ascomycota; Sordariomycetes; Sordariales; Chaetomiaceae. The transcript has 2 exons. Bases 245 to 469 code for a protein of 74 amino acids.